Molecule: messenger RNA, 558 nt
Organism: Cryptomeria japonica (Japanese cedar)
Lineage: Eukaryota; Viridiplantae; Streptophyta; Pinopsida; Cupressales; Cupressaceae
Product: ethylene-responsive transcription factor RAP2-1-like
Exons: 1
Coding region: 1-558 (185 amino acids)
Biological process (GO): regulation of DNA-templated transcription
Molecular function (GO): DNA binding; DNA-binding transcription factor activity
Source: RefSeq, a predicted model, not a curated record
AUGAGAUACCGAGGCGUGAGGAAGAGAAAAUGGGGCAAAUAUGUGGCCGAAAUUCGGUCAGGAAAGAGAUCGCGGAUAUCGCUGGGCUCGUACUUCACCGCUCAAGCUGCAGCUCGAGCUUAUGAUGCCGCGCUCCUGUGCCUUCGAGGAACCAACGCAACGCGUUUCAAUUUUCCAGACUCGAAAUUCAAUUCAACUGUAUUGGAUGUGUUAGCUGCGCAAAUCAAUCCUUCACCUGACGUAAUUCGAACGGCUGCCAUUGCGGUUGGGUCCGCCUAUGACACAAUUCCUCCACCCCAUGAUGAGGAAACCGGGCCUUCCACAGGGGCAGGUAGGAGCGUUGAAGAAGAGGCAACGGCGGAAGCAAUUCAAGUGGAAGAAGAAGACGAAGAGGAGAAUGAUACAAAAUAUCUGUUACAAUCUCCAGAACAUAGAGCACUUGAGGAAAGCGUUCAGAUGGCUCCACUUCAGCUAGAUUUGCAAGUCGUGACGCAGCCAUACGACGAGUCUGAACUUUUCGGUCAUUUAGAUACUUGGGAUGCCACGACAAAGCGCUAG